AUGCAAGACGUCAAGCCGCAGCAGCAGCAGCGCGAGCAGCAGAUCCCACAGCGACCGCAGGAGGCGACGGCAAUCCCAGUCGCAUCAGCCGCCGCGCACCUUCCGGAACUCCCGGUGGAAGCUGACGUGGACUGGCAGGAGACGGCAGGGCGGCAGGUGGACGCGAGCGUGGAGGGCGGCAUCGACGAGGAGGAAACGGCGGGGUGGCAGGCGGCGCUGGGGGCGGACGAGGUGCAGGCGCUGCUGGCGGGGGCGGGGGUGGGGGCGGGGGCGGGGGAGAGUGUGUCGCAAGGGCGGAGGAGGAUGGGGGGAGGGGGAAAAGCUUCGGAGGGAGAGGGAGGGCGGAAAGGAGGAGAGGGGGUGGAGGGCGAGGGGGUGGAGGGCGAGGGGAAGCCGUUGGGGAUCGAGGGGGGAGAGGAAGGGGGAGAGGCAGGGGGAGAGCGAUGGGACGUGCCGCUGGUGCCUGACAUGCCUGGGGUGCUGUCCAUGGGUGAUGUGAUGGGAGGAGUUGAGCAGAUGGCGGCCUCCACUUGGAGCGGUGCCAAGGAGGUGAGCGAGGUGGUGUGCCAAGGAGGUGAGCGAGGUGGUGUGCUAAGGAGGUGA
Closterium sp. Yama58-4 is the source of this 603-nucleotide messenger RNA. The record is from the annotation of a GenBank genome assembly. Lineage: Eukaryota; Viridiplantae; Streptophyta; Zygnematophyceae; Desmidiales; Closteriaceae.